GCGAAGACAGAACAUGAAGGUCCGCAUCAAUGCCACUGGCGACACCAUUGUGAUGAAGUUCCUGCGACCCAACCCCGAUGUCAAGCUGGAAGGCUACAUCCUGGGAUAUGGCAGCAGCAUGUUCUCCAAGCAAUUCAUCCAGCUACCGGAGAAUGGAGAGCCCUACGAGACAGAGAUUGAUGCUGAACCCAAGUACUUGGUUGCGGUGCAGCCAAUACCAACCAACGAUGUCAAGAAACAAUGCACAGGUAAAGUGAACCUGGACAAACCCCUCCACCUGGUGAUCGGCUCUGUGACACCCACGUCGGUCCUUUUGUCCUGGGGCACCUUUGUGAAGACGCCCUAUGAGGGCAACAUUAUGAACGACUGCCUGGAGGAUGGGUACUACACAAUCCGCUACAGAGAGAGGAACCGCAAAUGGAACUACCAGACCUGCCCCACCAGCGACACUGUGAUUGACAACCUGAAGCCUAACACCCCUUAUGAGUUUGGGGUCCGCUCCAACAAGGAAGACCGCAGUGGCAUGUGGAGCAAGCCUGUCAUUCACAACACCAACAUGGGAGACAAAAGCAUGCAGAAGCCCAUCAAGCCAAGCAGGACCGUUAUCGCAAAGCCCGUGAAGCCCAUGAUAGCUAUCUUCCCUCCACGUCCUGCUCUUCACAACAGAACCCAGUCCAGAUUACCUCUUCUCCACAAACCAGGCUUUCCUGGAGCUCCCAGGACAUCUUUUGCUCCACCUCAGAACCACCAGGAAACUGUGCCUGGCCUGAACUCCAAUGAGCCGCAAUGGCCACAGUUCCCAUUGGACACAGACAACCAUGUUAGAAAUGCCUCUUCCCAGUCAGUGGACGUAUCACCUGCCCUUGCCCAACCUGUGCCCACCAAAUCCCACUCCUCUUCCUCCUCCUCCUCUACUGCCCCUAAUGCCCCAUCACACGGUGAUACACAUCGAGGACAGACACAGACCAGGGCACCUAGUACCACACAGAAGCUGCAUAAUCCCUCGGGUAAAAACAACGUGAGACAACUGGCCUCCUCUCAUCCAGCUAAACCGUCUGACUCGGUGGUUGUGGUGUCUGCCAGAAAUCUGACGUCUCAAGGCAGAAAGCCGUUCUCUCCCUUCACUAACGGCAUGAGAAACCCUUACUUUCCCAGGGCCAAUGACUCCUCCAAGAUCUACAGGAGAAUAGGGGCCAAUGGUGAACACCAUAAGGGCCUGUCCCUGCCCAAACCUGUCAUGUGGUCCCGCUUGAGAAUGGACAACAACCCUCUGUGGCAGGACAGUAAACCCCAUGUCCACGGUGGUACUGAGCAGUCAGGGCCUUCCAUUGUGAAGCAGCACCAUGGACCACCUCUUCGUCCCACCAUCAAAAAGACCAAUCUGGUGGGAAAGCCAGGUGGAAUGGAUAAAGUGAUUGAUCUGAAACAGGACAAGGCUGAUAUCCUCAAGCCCAAGCUCCAACCUCCAACACCCAAGCCAGCCAAACAGGCCAAGACAACGCCGGCCCCAGACACAAACAACAAUCGCUCUGAAAGCUGGGAGACUUCUUCAGCUUUUAGUUCACUCCCUGCCUCUGAGGUUGAUGCUCUGGGCAAGAAACGCUACAUUGCUCCUCAUGUUGUUUACAAGACGGACAAGAAGCCGGAAGAACCUUGCUCCAUCACCACCUCCCUCACAUACUUCCCAGACGACGAAGCCACAGAGUCGAACGUCACGGCCCCACCAAGGUCUGCACCGCAGAACCUCACCGUGGUCACUGUGGAGGGCUGUCCCUCCUUCAUCAUCCUGGACUGGGAAAAAACGGACAAUGACACCACAGAGUAUGAAGUCAUCUCCACCACCAAAGGGCCUGAUGGGGAGCAGGUCUCCAUCCUGACCACCAACCAGACGCACACUGCAGUGGAGAACCUUCGGCCAGAGAGCAGCUACGAGUUCAAAGUGAAGCCCAAGAAUGAGCUGGGAGAGGGCCCCUCCAGUGAGCCAGUCUCCUUCAACACAGAAUCAGCGGAUCCACGAGUGAGUGAAAACGUCUCAGGAAAAGAUGCCAUUUGGACACAGUUCCCGUUCAAGACUGAUUCGUUUUCUGAAUGCAAUGGAAAACAAUAUGUGAAGAGAACCUGGUACCGCAAAUUCGUGGGGGUUCAGAUCUGCAACUCUCUCAGAUACAAGAUCUACCUGAGUGACUCUUUGACUGGUAAAUUCUACAACAUCGGAGACCAGACUGGCCAUGGAGAAGACCACUGCCAGUUUGUCGACUCCUUCCUGGAUGGCAGAACAGGCUCCCAGGUCCCUGCAGAUCACCUACCAGCCAGAUCAGGCUACUACAGAGCAAUGAGGCAAGAGCCAGUCAACUUCGGUCACAUAGGAGGAAACUCUCACAUCACUUAUGUGUCAUGGUACGAAUGUGGCACACCUAUACCCGGGAAGUGGUAGAAAUUCUCCAAUCAAACUCCAUGGGGAGUCAGGAGGAGAGAAUCCCAUUGGCUGGAACAUGUGGCUGUCUUGUCACAAGGUUGGCUUGUGAUUGAUUAAUAGCAAAAGUAUGGGGGAGGGGUGGUUGCUGUCUAUGCUGCGCACUUUGUGCUGACAACGCCCACCCCCUCCCUAAACCAUGUAUAAACAUGUACAGAAUACAAGUGGCAGGGAAAUUUAUUGAGCGCAUUUGUGGUAUGUAAUAGCAACUUAGUCUCAUCUCACUAUUUAUCAAACAUAACAAAAAAAACAAACAAACAAACAUCAAGAAAGAAAGAGAAAACAGAAAGAG
Alosa sapidissima (American shad) is the source of this 2765-nucleotide messenger RNA. It is a transcript of the gene abi3bpb, whose product is annotated as ABI family, member 3 (NESH) binding protein b. Bases 14 to 2434 code for a protein of 806 amino acids. Gene Ontology annotation, biological process: extracellular matrix organization; positive regulation of cell-substrate adhesion. Gene Ontology annotation, molecular function: protein binding. NCBI's taxonomy places the organism in Eukaryota, Metazoa, Chordata, Actinopteri, Clupeiformes, Clupeidae. The transcript is spliced from 22 exons. The record is from RefSeq and is a predicted model, not a curated record.